CCAGGAGAGACACACACAAACGCACACAUUUUGUGAGAAAGAAAAUUCACACACAUAGAGACAAACACACACAUUAAUGCAUAACUAUAAUCACACACUGACACAUAUUUUAUGUACGGACAGGUAGACUCACAGGCGGACACUAAGAGAGGGAGACACAAGAAGACAGCCCUCCUGGAAGACAUUACAGAGAUUUAAGACAGAUAAGAUACUAUUUCUCCAUGAUGGAAGACUCUUUGCGGAAACAUAUCCUAGCUCUGAGUGUUUUUCAAUGGGUGCUGACAUUUCUUCUGAUGGGAGCCAUUUUCACACUCCUAUUUUUGUAUCUGAUGUUUACCUCAUUAUGGUUGAUUCCUGUGACAUAUUUCACAUGGUUGUUCUUUGACUGGGAUACUCCAGAAAGAGGUGGUCGUAGAACUCAGUGGGUGAGGAGAUGGACUGUAUGGUCAUGUUUCAGAGAAUAUUUCCCUAUAAAGCUGGUGAAAACAUCCUCACUUAGUCCUGAUAAGAAUUAUGUUCUGGGUUGUCAUCCUCACGGCAUCUUAUCUACUGCUGCCUUCUGUAAUUUUGCAACUGAAGCUAAUGACUUUUCCAACCUGUAUCCCGGGGUCUGUCCUUGGCUAGCGGUUCUUGCAGGCAUAUUCCGUCUGCCUGUUUUUCGGGAUUAUUUAAUGUCAGCAGGCAUUGUCCCAGUGAGUAAGGACAGCAUACGGUUCCUGCUUUCUCAAAGCGGUUCAGGAAACGCAGUCUUCAUUGUAGUGGGAGGUGCAGCAGAGUCCUUGCAGAGCAGCCCAGGGGAGCAUAUAGUCAUGUUGUCAAGGAGAAAGGGUUUUGUAAGACUGGCUCUGCAAAACGGGGCAGAUCUGGUCCCAGUGUAUUCCUUUGGUGAAAACGACAUCUUUGAGCAAGUCCGUUUUAACCCAGAUUCCUGGGGUUGGAAGUUGCAGCUUCUCUUUCAGAAACACGUAGGAUUUGCUCCAUGCUUGUUUCAUGGUAGAGGAGUGUUCAAUGUGGACAGUUGGGGCAUCAACCCUAUCCCACGCACUCUUACCACCGUGGUUGGACGUCCUAUUUGUGUGCCUUACUCUCCAGUGCCCUCGGAAGAAGACGUGUCCUACUAUCACAAUCUAUACAUGCAGGGGCUUAAGCAACUCUUUGAUGAGCACAAGGUUUCCUGCGGACUCUCUGAAAACGAUACUCUCCGCAUCAUCUAACCAUGACGUCUUCUUCCCAGAGAUGUGAUAGAAGAACUACAAACUGGAAGCAAGAGGACAUUUGUGUGUGGGUGGGGAGGAUUUACAUACUCCAAGUGACUGCAGCGUUAUUUAACUCCUUCGUGACUGAGCCUUUGCCGAAAUUCCGUACUUUCGUGACGAGGCCUCCAUGGUGCUUUUGCUAUUUGUUUGUUCCACCAUAAUUUAAUGUUUUCACUGUACGUGCACCUAUAGAUAGUAUAUAUUAUUUUUUAAAGGAUAAGUAGGACU
Molecule: messenger RNA, 1484 nt
Organism: Pelobates fuscus (common spadefoot toad)
Lineage: Eukaryota; Metazoa; Chordata; Amphibia; Anura; Pelobatidae
Product: diacylglycerol O-acyltransferase 2-like
Exons: 8
Coding region: 222-1214 (330 amino acids)
Biological process (GO): triglyceride biosynthetic process
Cellular component (GO): endoplasmic reticulum membrane
Molecular function (GO): diacylglycerol O-acyltransferase activity
Source: RefSeq, a predicted model, not a curated record